CACCGCGCGGGCGUCAGCUGACUGCACGGCCGCCGCCGUCCCUGCAGCCUCUGAGACUCCAGCAGGCCGCUGUCGCUGUCGCCGCCACCGCCGCCGCCGCCGCCGCCGCCAUGGCUCAGUACAAGGGCGCCGCGAGCGAGGCGGGCCGCGCCAUGCACCUGAUGAAGAAGCGGGAGAAGCAGCGCGAGCAGAUGGAGCAGAUGAAGCAACGGAUUGCCGAGGAGAACAUAAUGAAAUCUAACAUCGACAAGAAGUUCUCUGCGCACUACGACGCCGUGGAGGCGGAGCUCAAGUCCAGCACCGUCGGUCUCGUGACCCUGAAUGACAUGAAGGCCAAGCAAGAGGCGCUGGUGAAGGAGAGGGAGAAGCAGCUGGCCAAGAAAGAGCAGUCGAAGGAGCUGCAAUUGAAGCUGGAGAAGCUACGAGAGAAGGAGCGCAAGAAGGAGGCCAAGCGGAAGAUCUCCAGCCUGUCCUUCACUCUGGAGGAAGAGGAGGAGGCAGGUGACGAGGACGAGGAGGUGGCUGUGUAUGAGGAGGAGCUGGAGAGGGAAGAGAUCACUGCAAAGAAGAGGAAAUUGGGGAAGAACCCAGAUGUGGACACGAGCUUCCUGCCCGACCGAGACCGUGAGGAAGAGGAGAACCGGCUCCGGGAAGAGCUGCGGCAGGAGUGGGAGGCCAAGCAGGAGAAGAUCAAGAGCGAGGAGAUCGAAAUCACCUUCAGUUACUGGGAUGGCUCCGGGCACCGGCGGACGGUCAAGAUGAAAAAGGGCAACACGAUGCAGCAGUUCCUGCAGAAGGCCCUUGAAAUCCUGCGCAAAGACUUCAGCGAGCUCAGGUCAGCGGGGGUGGAGCAGCUCAUGUACAUCAAGGAGGACCUGAUCAUCCCCCACCACCACAGCUUCUAUGACUUCAUUGUCACCAAGGCCCGAGGGAAGAGUGGGCCGCUCUUUAAUUUCGACGUUCACGAUGACGUGCGGCUGCUCAGUGACGCGACCGUGGAGAAGGACGAGGUGUGGCGGGGGAGGAAGAGCGGAGGGGCGGGGUGCCCGCCCUCCCCCCCAGUAGCCUUGAACGGCCCUUCUCCCCGCCUCAGUCACACGCGGGCAAGGUGGUGCUGCGGAGCUGGUACGAAAAGAACAAGCACAUCUUCCCUGCCAGCCGCUGGGAGCCCUAUGACCCCGAGAAAAAGUGGGACAAGUACACGAUCCGGUGAAUGUCGCCGCGCCUCCGACCCCCUCCGCCCCCUUCCCGGGGCCUCCGGACUCCGGGCGCUGCCCCCCACUGUCCCGGCCCUGACGUGAAGGGCCGGCUGGCCCCUGCCCCUGCCGUCGUCAUUUACUGCCUUUUUCUUUUACAGUAAAUAAACACGUGUCCGAGUCGGAA
Messenger RNA from Leopardus geoffroyi (Geoffroy's cat), 1383 nucleotides. RefSeq names its product family with sequence similarity 50 member A (gene FAM50A). The record is from RefSeq and is a predicted model, not a curated record. The transcript has 12 exons. NCBI's taxonomy places the organism in Eukaryota, Metazoa, Chordata, Mammalia, Carnivora, Felidae. Gene Ontology annotation, biological process: chromatin organization. Bases 111 to 1301 code for a protein of 396 amino acids. Gene Ontology annotation, cellular component: nucleus.